GUAAUUUGGUAGUUUAAGGAAAUAGGAAGUCAGUCCAGAAACAUUUAGCACAAAGACAGUAAACAAAAGGCGCUUGUGAAUGAUGGCAGGAAUAAAAGCUCUUGUUGCGUUAUCCUUCAGUGGUGCACUUGGACUGACUUUUCUCCUUUUGGGAUGUGCACUGGAACAUUUUGGAGUGUACUGGCCAAUGUUUGUCCUGUUCUUCUACAUCCUGUCACCUAUCCCAAAUUUAAUAGCAAGACGGCAUGCGGACGACACUGAGUCAAGCAAUGCAUGCAGGGAGCUUGCAUAUUUUUUAACCUCUGGAAUUGUGGUGUCAGCAUAUGGGCUACCCAUCGUGCUUGCACGAAAAUCCGUGAUCCAGUGGGGCGCUUGUGGCCUGGUAAUGGCAGGCAAUUCUGUCAUUUUUCUGACCAUUCUGGGGUUUUUCCUGAUAUUCGGAGGUGGAGAUGACUUUAGCUGGGAGCAGUGGUAAAACCUAUCCGGAAGAAGACCAUAACUACAUUAUAUACUAUAAAACUUUAAAUAGCUUGCCAUGGCGAUGCUGAUUAACCCAGGCCUUGACAGAGACUGUGUCCAUUGCUUUGUUUUCCUCUCGGUUAUGGCUGCUUUGGUGCUCUGCUUCUGCCUUUUCAUUUGCAUUACAUAUGCAUGGCCCUGUGUUUACAAUAAUGUGCUUAAAAAUAGUAAUUAUAAAAGUUGCAUUUAUAGGAAUAUUGCAUUUAAACUUGUUUGAACAGCAAAAAGGGAAAAACUCACAAAACCUGUCUAGUAAAUUUUGGUUCAUAUUUACUCAAAUCAAAAGAAAAAAAAGAA
Molecule: messenger RNA, 816 nt
Organism: Carassius auratus (goldfish)
Lineage: Eukaryota; Metazoa; Chordata; Actinopteri; Cypriniformes; Cyprinidae
Product: leptin receptor gene-related protein-like
Exons: 4
Coding region: 80-475 (131 amino acids)
Biological process (GO): late endosome to vacuole transport via multivesicular body sorting pathway; negative regulation of growth hormone receptor signaling pathway
Cellular component (GO): endosome
Source: RefSeq, a predicted model, not a curated record